Molecule: messenger RNA, 1202 nt
Organism: Coregonus clupeaformis (lake whitefish)
Lineage: Eukaryota; Metazoa; Chordata; Actinopteri; Salmoniformes; Salmonidae
Product: glycophorin-C
Exons: 4
Coding region: 390-710 (106 amino acids)
Cellular component (GO): cortical cytoskeleton; membrane
Source: RefSeq, a predicted model, not a curated record
UGCUUGUUGCUGGGAGGGGCCUCUCGGUCCAUUGGUUGAGCAGAAGAGAUCAUUAGUUAGGGAAUUGAGUUUACAGGCACUGGGGGAAAAAGCACAGUUCACGUGCUGCACAGCACACCCGGUUUUCAGGGAGAGAUUUAAAAAAAAAGUUUUGGCGACAGACAGUAUUUGAGUGAAUGGUAUAAGGUGAAAGAUUUGUCAAGAGGGAGGACUGACUGCCUUUAAAUGUUCUGCUGCUCUGUUCUGAAUAACAGUUUCUUCUUGGAGAGUGGAGUUAGAGAGUGUAGGCAGGAGUUUUUGGAAACUUGUUGCUGUGCAGCUCUGGAAAUUUGCUGUCCCCCUCAAUCCCCCUCUCCUGACGUCCUGCCUAACACCAGCUCUGCUCGGGAAUGGAGAACUCCACGGCUGUGGCCUUUAACGCGACCCCCGACCAGGCGAAACCAGAAGCCAUGACACAACUCAUGCCAACCAAUUACAAUGUGGACGAUGGAUAUUUGGAUGCCAUACUAGGAGCUGUCAUUGCUGCUGUGGUCCUGGUGCUGUUGUGCCUGGCGGUGGUAGUGAUUCGCUACAUGUACCGGCACAAGGGCACCUACCACACCAACGAGGACAAGGGCACUGAGUUUGCCGAAACAGCGGAUGCGGCGCUCCGGGGCGACCCGGCUCUUCAGGAUGCCAUGGACGAGAGCAAGAAGGAGUACUUUAUCUAAUCUGAGGAGUGGCGCCCCCUGCUGUUUACUAUGGACAUUAGGCUCCCAAAAUAUGUGUUUUGGGGUAUUUUGGGGUUGGAGAAUAGAAAGCUUGGAGAGUGGGUGAAAAUGACCUCGCUGUACUUAAGUGAAUAAUGUCCUAUCAGUUAAAGAUGAUCUGCUUCUAUCGCUAAAGGUCUCUGUUUCCUGAUGAGACUCUGGCUAAAGGUCUGUUUUCCUGAUGAGACUCUGGUCAGUGACUGAUUAGACAACAAUUUACCAAAGAGGCAUCUUACGAUAAUAUUUAUUCAGUAUUCUUCACACCUAACUGUUUUCCUCUUUAAUAUAUUUGGCAUAUCACCAAACAUAGAGAAACAAAACAUUGGCUUUGCUAUGAGGAGGCUAUAUUUGAAGAGUUGAUUUCAUUUGUGUUUUUCCAUCAGAAAUGAUUGCUUAUACAUGUGUGUGUAAAAUAUUACUGUACACAGAUUUUUUAUUCAUAGUUUUUAGAUG